AUGUCGUCAAAAGAUUCGCCGCCACCGCUGGCAUCAUCAUCAUCACCUCCGCCGAGGUUGUGCGAGGUAUCAUUUGCGUCGAUUAAACCGUGUGCGCAUUUGAAACAGGUGUUCAACUCCAAUGCAAAGGAUACCGUGUUGAGGAACUAUGGGCUGGCGGUAAAGGUGUCAAAUUUCAACAACAUUAGCUCCUUUAGGAUGCCUCGGUUGAAGAACAAGGGCUCCGAGAAGGGUAAGCUGGACGGUGCGAGGAUCAUGAAAUUAAGGUCAAAGGCUUUGAAAUGCAAAGAGUGCUCUGAAUGUAUAGGCGGGACCUUUAUGUGCGUUCAAUGCCCUCAUGUUGGAUGCCGGAAGCGCAAGCAUUUUGUCCACCAUUCGAAACAACAUGGCCAUAUCUUUGGAAUCGAUGGAGAGUUGGGAUACUUGUUUUGUUUUAGCUGUGGUGAUUACACCACCCACCCGGAACUGGAAAGCAUGAGGCUCAAGAUGUCAUUGAAAUCACCUGUAUCGGAGGAGACGAUAGAUAGCAACCUUGUUGCAAAGUAUUCGAGAUCCGUCAAUUACAAAUCUACCACUGGACUUCGAGGCUUUGUUAACAUGGGCUCGACUUGUUUUAUGAGUAGUGUAUUACAAACGUUUAUUCAUAACCCGAUCAUCAGAGAUUACUUUAUGACGGAUGGCCAUUUGGAGUGUCCGAAGAAUAAAGACGAAUGCAUCACAUGUGCAUUGGAUGAGAUCUUCACAGAGUUUUACACCUCGAACAAGACCUGUGGAUUCGGACCAGUAUCUCUGUUGAACGCUGCCUGGAGGGCAAAUAAAUCACUCGCUGGGUACUCUGAACAGGACGCACACGAGUUUUGGCAGUUUAUGGUUGAACAGCUACACCAAGCACUCUCCAUCCAGGACACUUCAAACGGUAAAAACCACCAUUACCACCACUCAAACUGCUCGUGUAUCUUGCACAAGACAUUUUCAAGCGAUUUGCUAAGUACUAUUACCUGCGACGACUGUGGUAACGUGACGAGCACUGUGGACCCUUGCAUCGACAUUUCAUUGGGGAUAACGAACAGCGACGAUUUGAUGACCUGUUUCCGUAAUUUCACGAAAAAGGAGAAACUCGAUAUAAAGUACAGCUGUGCAAAGUGUCACACACGGACGAAUGCUACAAAGCGAUUAUCAAUCAUGAAGUUCCCCAACACACUUGCAAUCCAGCUGAAACGAUUCGAGCACAACGCACAGAGCGUGAAGCUGGAGAAGUUCAUCUCAUUCCCCAUGUUUAUGAACAUGUCCGAGUUCUCAUCAUCAUACUCCACAACAAACAGAUUUGAUCCUGAGCUGACGUACGAGCUGUUUGCCGUGGUGUGCCACAUCGGUUCCGUGAACACCGGCCACUACAUCGUUGUCGUCAAGAACAACCAGGGCCAAUGGUUCAGGUUUGAUGACAGCGUCGUUACAUUGUUAACCGUUGACCAGGUCUCCCAGCUCAAGGCAUAUUUAUUGUUCUACAUUGUUCACAAGAUGGAUUAA
Williopsis jadinii is the source of this 1527-nucleotide messenger RNA. It is a transcript of the gene UBP8, whose product is annotated as ubiquitin-specific protease UBP8. Lineage: Eukaryota; Fungi; Ascomycota; Saccharomycetes; Phaffomycetales; Wickerhamomycetaceae. The transcript is spliced from 3 exons. Gene Ontology annotation, biological process: protein deubiquitination. The record is from RefSeq and is a predicted model, not a curated record. Gene Ontology annotation, molecular function: zinc ion binding; cysteine-type deubiquitinase activity. The coding region runs from base 1 to 1527 and encodes 508 amino acids.